AUGCUGGGGCUGUCGCGCCCACCGCCGCUGUGGCCUCCACGCGUUACCAAGUCGUUGGCCCUGUCCGCGGACUUGUCCUUGCUGAGGUGCUUGGGCGUCCGGCUGCCGCAUGUGAAGCCCCGCCACGGCUCCCUUGAUUCGCGCGUGAGCAACAGAAUCCGACCGUGCUCGGCGGGGAUGGGUGUUCAAUUUGGGUCCCUCGACGUCAGGGAGAUGUCCCUGGUCGGCACCCUCGUCCUGGACUUCGCCAUCAACUGGCUGGCCUGGGGCGUGGCAGCAAUUUUCCAGACAGAAAAAUUCUACGACUUGACUGGGAGCAUUUCUUACAUCACUGUGGGUCUUGCCUCAUUGCUGAACAGCGGAUUCUACCAUGCAAGACAGAUUGGCGCCACAUCAAUGGUGUUGCUUUGGACAGUUCGCCUUGGUGGGUUCCUUUUCUACCGAGCACUGAAAACAGGAGGCGACAGCCGAUUCGAUGAAGUAAAGAAAAACCCUGGACAGUACUUUGUGUACUGGACCCUUCAGGCUGUUUGGGUGUGGGUUUGCAGCCUGCCCGUGAUUUUGCUGAAUGGCGCCUCACGGAACCCAGGACUCGGGUGGACGGAUGUAAUAGGGAUUGUGCUGUACACCACUGGAUUCCUGACUGAGAUGAUCGCGGACUUCCAGAAAUUUGCUUUCAAGAGUGAUCCUUCCAACAAGGGGCGAUUUGUGGAUGUUGGUCUGUGGCAGUAUGCUCGCUUCCCACAGUAUUUCGGAGAGAUGCUUACAUGGUAA
Molecule: messenger RNA, 774 nt
Organism: Ostreobium quekettii
Lineage: Eukaryota; Viridiplantae; Chlorophyta; Ulvophyceae; Bryopsidales; Ostreobiaceae
Source: the annotation of a GenBank genome assembly